ACAAGCAUGAAUCUUGAGCUUGAGCAAUUAGAUGUGAAAACUACAUUUCUCCAUGGUGACUUGCAUGAGGAAAUUUAUAUAGAUCAACCAUAAGGUUUUAAAGAAGAAGGGAAUGAGCAUAUGGUUUGCAAGUUGAAGAAGAGCUUGUAUGGAUUGAAACAAGCUCCAAGACAAUGGUACAAGAAGUUUGACUCUUUUAUAACAAAUCAUGGUUAUAAAAGAACAAAUGCAGAUCCAUGUGUUUACAUCAGAUCAUUCCUUGAUGGCAACUUCAUUCUCCUUCUACUAUAUGUUGAUGAUAUGCUGAUUUUGGGACAAGAUGUUGAGAAAAUUUGUAUGUUAAAAGAGGAGUUAUCAAAGUCCUUUGACAUGAAGGACUUAGGACCAACAAAGUAGAUUUUGGAUACUAAACAUGGAGCAUCUGGGAGGCAGGGGAAAUAGAGAGCCACCUUAGAAAUAGACUAUUUAGUUCUUUCCAAUUAUGCUUAGCAUUCAUGGACAUUUAAAAUAAAGAGAUUUUAAUUUAGUGCUAGUUAAACUUCAGAUUCUUGGUGUAGAAUUGAUUUUAGAUGAUGGAGUAUUAUUAUCAUAUAUACAUUUUUCUAUUAAUUUUCUUAAAAGUGAAGAAUAAAUUUUAUGCAAAGCU
Messenger RNA from Rubroshorea leprosula, 646 nucleotides. NCBI's taxonomy places the organism in Eukaryota, Viridiplantae, Streptophyta, Magnoliopsida, Malvales, Dipterocarpaceae. The record is from the annotation of a GenBank genome assembly.